GAUACACACUGCACAGUCUGUAUCUUAUUAGAUGCAGCGCAUGCGCAGUGCUGGUGCAGUGCACCUUGCGACGUGCCUGUUAACGUAUAUGGACAUGUCAUGGCGGGAUUAGUACAGCCACAACUGGCAAAAAAUCGGAUUCUCAGAAGUCAAACCAGACAGACAGUUCCAGAUAUUUUUAGUGAAGUUGAUCCUGAAGGAUUUACAGUGAAACAGCUGCCUGACAAAGGUAGAGCAGUCUUUACCACCAAAACGUUUGAAGAGGGAGAAUUCCUUUUGUGGUACAGAGGAGAUCUGGUAACCAGAGAUGUGGGGGAAAGAAGAGAUGCAGACUGUGAAACUUGCUUCAGAUACUUUUUCACAUGGAAAGGGACGAAAUGGUGUAGGGAUGCAUCAGUCGAACCAACUAAACAACAACUGGGACGACUCGUCAACCAUGGUUGGAGGGGUGAAGUCAACAGCAGAAUGAAGAUUAGAGAGAACCCUCACAAUGAACCAGAACUGGUUCUCUUCUCAUUGAAGAAAAUCAAAGAAGGUGAAGAAGUGUUAUAUGAUUAUGGGGUGGGAGAUAAUUUUGUAUUCCCAAGUCCUACUCAAUUACACAGUGGAGUCCAAGAUGAAAAACCUGAAAUUCUGCAAAAUUCUGCAAACCUCCCACCAGACCCAGAAAAAGUUUGUUCACCAUUCUACGAGCCUGCCACACAAGAACUACUGGAACCAGAUGGAAACUUUUCACAGUCCAAUAAACCCCCCUAA
This is a messenger RNA of Strongylocentrotus purpuratus (purple sea urchin), 756 nucleotides long. Its product is annotated as N-lysine methyltransferase KMT5A-A-like. The transcript is spliced from 5 exons. The record is from RefSeq and is a predicted model, not a curated record. NCBI's taxonomy places the organism in Eukaryota, Metazoa, Echinodermata, Echinoidea, Camarodonta, Strongylocentrotidae. Gene Ontology annotation, molecular function: protein binding. Bases 100 to 756 code for a protein of 218 amino acids.